AUUAAAGUAUUUUAUUCUAGACGUAACAAAAUAAAAAUGGCACGGUCGGUACCUUCUGAGAAUGCUAACAAUGCCGACAAUAAAAGCAAUGACAAUUCUGAGUUAGCCCCUGACUUUCCAGAGACAGAUGUGACUUUGGUCUUUGAGGAUAGAAAAAUUCACGUCAACAAGGCUGUCCUUUCUCAACAUUCACCAGUGUUUAAAGCCAUGUUUUCUGGAAGCUUUAAAGAAAGUACUUCUAGCGAGAUACCACUUGUAGACAAAAAGUACAAGGAUGUUGUGGAGUUUCUGAGAUGUUUUUAUCCCAACAAGGAGCGGAGUAUCACUGAACAAAAUGUUCUACAGAUACUACCAUUGGCACACGAGUACCAGUCACCACUAAUUACUGAUUGUGAGAAGCUGUUGAUUGAUUUGUGUAAACCAGGAACGGGUCUGCUACUGACAUCACUACUGGAUUACGUCAUAGCAGCCGAGAAAUGUGACCUUGACACUUUACUGGAUGCUGCUGUGGAAUUUUGUUCUCAUAUUGGUUUUGAUCUUCUCUCAGGAGAAAUGAUUAGAAGAGAAUCGAGAUCCAAAAAUAAACCCAAUAAACUCAUGGUCCUGGACUCACCUCGCAAAUGGAUUUUCUCUACGAACAAAAACCUCUCUUCAAAAUUUUCACAAAUAGGUCUUAAAACUCGGUAUACGAUAGCCGUAAAAAGACUUCAAGUUCUUGAGAUGAAUAAGUGUAAGGCAGAUGAAGGAGAACAAAUUGAAGAUGACUUUGAUAUUGGCUAUUUCAUAUAA
Messenger RNA from Saccostrea cuccullata (small rock oyster), 789 nucleotides. RefSeq lists its product as uncharacterized. The coding region runs from base 37 to 789 and encodes 250 amino acids. Gene Ontology annotation, molecular function: protein binding. The record is from RefSeq and is a predicted model, not a curated record. The transcript is spliced from 2 exons. Lineage: Eukaryota; Metazoa; Mollusca; Bivalvia; Ostreida; Ostreidae.